Messenger RNA from Saccostrea echinata, 5870 nucleotides. RefSeq lists its product as uncharacterized. The transcript is spliced from 18 exons. NCBI's taxonomy places the organism in Eukaryota, Metazoa, Mollusca, Bivalvia, Ostreida, Ostreidae. Gene Ontology annotation, molecular function: protein binding. The record is from RefSeq and is a predicted model, not a curated record. Bases 52 to 4599 code for a protein of 1515 amino acids. Gene Ontology annotation, biological process: cell-cell adhesion. Gene Ontology annotation, cellular component: neuron projection.
ACAAAGUAGUUAUUCCAUGGAUUUUCAUUGUGAUGUGAUGAAGGGUUUGCCAUGGUUUCAGUAGCAUCAUGCUUGCUCCUGAUGCAUUUCUUGGGGUUCGGAGUCAAACGAGAUGAUGGUUCUCUUCUAUGGAUUUUAAUCGCUUCUCUUUCUUUCUGGUGGUGUCCAAUUACAAAAGGUAUCGUAAAAGCUGAGGGAGUUACAGUUAAAUUUGUGGAUGCAGGUUCAAAGGAAGUUUUGGAGUGUUUCAUGAAAAGUAAUACGUCACAUGCAACAUUAAUUCGAUGGGUGAAGUAUAGUGACAAUUCAUUUACAAAAAUCCUGGUCUUUCAACAAAUGCAGCAUUACCCAGAAUUCAUAAGGGAAGGUUACAGAGGUCGUGUUCGUUUAGUGAACCAGUCAUCUUUAGAACUGUCCAAUAUAAAGAGUAGUGAUGAAGGAUUAUAUGAGUGCAGUCUGACUUACACAGAUGGAGGUGGAGAAGAUCUUACUCAUGUUCAUCUAAAGGUCAAAGCUAAGCCAUAUAUAACUUCGAGUUCCCCUACUCAACUUCAUCAGCUGCUAGGAGCCACAGUAAAUUUAUUUUGUCGAGCCAAGGGGACUCCCCCACCAGAGGUGGUGUGGUCGAAAAAUGGCAUUCCUCUGGUCAACUCCAAGCGUGUUACCAUUGCACUAGACAAAGAGUCCGUUGAAAUUCGAGAUGUCCAGCGGUCAGAUGGGGGGAUCUACACAUGUACUUUUACUAAUUCCAUGGGAGCGGUGUCUCAACGAAUUGAUCUCAUUGUAGAAGGUGCUGCCUACAUUUUAAAUGCUCCAUCAAAUCGGACAACUCUAGAGGGACAGAAAAUUCAGUUUUCUUGUGGUGCUGCAGCAUUUCCAAACAACAUCACUUACCGGUGGUAUUUUAAGAGUCGCAAUGUUCUAACGUACAAUGACAGUCGCUUGUCAGUGUACCCUGAUGGUAAACUGGUUAUUUCACCAGUGUACAAAAAGGAUAUGGGCUGGUACACAUGUCGUCCUAGCAAUGGUGUGGGGGAAGACCCAGAGGCUUCAGCAUUUCUCAAUGUCACUUAUGCUCCCAAAAUUUUGGUGGAUUUGAUGCCUGCACAGGUAACCUGGGCUUUAGGAUAUGAGGAGAACCUGGACUGCCCAGUAGAUGCCAACCCUCCGGUCAGGGAAUUCAGCUGGAAGAAAAACACGUAUCUGGUGUCCUUUAGUUCUGAUCACAUCACCCUCCUACCUAAUGGGUCACUACUGGUCAAGAGUGUCCAGCACUCUGAUGCUGGCGCUUACAGCUGUAUGCCAGUCAGCUCCAUUGGAAAUGGUCCUUCCUCCCCGCUUGUACAAGUCAUUGUGCAAGACCCCCCGAAGUUUAUCUUCCGUCCAGAACCUCAGUACCUCAGAAUCCCAGGGCAGGAUGUGACCAUGAUAUGUGGAGCCACAGGCAAACCUACUCCAGAAAUACAAUGGAGAAAGGUGACAGGUGUGUUAGACUUGUCAAAGAGUGGGCAUGUCAAGCUAGAAGGUGGAAAUUUAACAAUCAGAUCACUUGAAAAAGAGGACCACGGAAGAUACGAGUGUCAGGCAGAAAAUGAAGUGAAAACAAUCGUAGUCGGCACAGACCUUAUCAUACAAAUGACCACCCCACAUGCUCCGUACAAUGUAACAGUCAUUCCUGAUUGGUUCAGUGCUAGGAUUAGUUGGAUUCCAGCGUACAAUGGAGGAAAUGACCAGUUUUUUAUGAUAUGGUAUCGUAGUGUGAAUGGACAGGUAGCCCAAUGGUCAACAAUGCAGGUUAUCCCCAAGUCAGCCACUGUCUUCACUGUCUAUGGACUGACACCCGAUACCUUGUACGAGUUUAAGGUCCUCUCCAGAAAUAAUUUAGGAUCUGGAAACUUCAGUGAAAUUGUGCAAGCUAAAACAAAAGGAAACACUACCAAAACCACACCAAGAUCACCUGGGGAUGAGGCUAAGUUACCCACUGCUCUGCCCACAGAUUCCUCAGGGCGGACCUACUAUCCUAUAAUUAAUAAAAGUAUUGGUGCUAGACCUCCACCCCCUAGAAAUGUAACAGCGAGAAUUGAGGACUCCAUUAUUCGGAUCUUAUGGCUGCCUCCUCAUACAAACAUGACAUUAUAUUACUACAUAGCAGAGAGGUCCACAGAUGGCCAGAAGUGGGAAUCCUUUGACGAGAGAAUCAAAGUGCCUUAUACAUUCUUCAUUUGGCGAGAUGCUCUCCCAAACGUUGAGUACUAUUUCCGAGUGUACUCAUACUCUCUGACCGCCUACAGUGUCCCCAGUGAGGUGGUCAGGAUCAGGACUCCACCAGCAGAAAUUUUUGGACAGAGUGGACAAUAUGUCAGCCUAUCCACUGAGCGGUUUACCACAAUAUCUCCCCAAUCAAAACACGAGUCAGAUUUUUUCCUGUCGCAGGCCGAGAUAGGAGGAAUUGUGGGAGCUCUCUUGUUUCUUCUGAUCACCGUUCUCCUAGCGGUGGUAGGGAUCAUCUGUAACAAGAGGAGACAGAAGCCAGACAAGUUUGGAAACGUGAAAUAUAUUGGACCUGCAGAUGAACUAGACACCCGUCCACAUUACAGAGGGUUUCCUUUGUUAAUGCGACCACAGGAGGGACAAGAAAGUGAAAAUACAUCAGAAUGGAGUGGCAGGGGGUCACCACCACCAUCGUCAUCAGGAGGAGGAGGAGCUAACUCUCUGAGGCGGAUCCCCAUUGCCAACGGAAUUUACAUCUUGCCUGACACCCAGGAGAUCCAUAGAGACCAGGACAUGAUCGCUCAGGAAUACAUGGCAGAAUCUCAGCUUUACGACCCUCAUCAGUACAUGUAUAACUCCGAUAAAGGGUAUCUGUUGCCCAAUUCUGCAGGUCAUGACCCUGGAGACUGGGAGGGGCUUGAUGGUGACCUUAACAGGUCAAAGCUUGACUCUAGAAACACUUCACAUAGUGUAUGGAAAAAUCCGGCCAAAGGGAAAUACCCACUUUAUUCUGGUUAUUACAGUGACUAUGACUCUAGUUUUCAGUCUCCUACAUUUGAAGGAGAUGAUCAUACCUAUGUAAAUGUGCCAUCUCCUCAUUCCAGUGAACAGCAAGUUCCCGACACAUCAUUUCAGUCUCAUCCUCACUCAUCAGGCUAUCAUGGAAGUUAUGUUGACGAUGAUGAUGAAAAUGGCUUUGUACCAAAGAGACCUCCCCUUCCGAAAGAGUACCAGAGAAUUGCCUCUGGAAGAUCCAUUUCUAUGUAUGAUCCACUUUAUGAAAAUGUGAAUUCUUCUUUUGCUGAUGAUGUGUUCCUACCUCCUACUCAAGACUUUCCAGGUAGACAUUCACUGCCUCGACACAGCUCAAUGAAGCCCUCCUAUCAGACCUACCUGACUGGUGACCCCACAGAGGAUGAUGGAGGAUUCACCCAACCAUUUGGUGCUGAGGAUAUUUCAUCUGUGAUGCCAUCUUUCAAUGAAUCUUUCAGUGGUACCAGAGACAGAUUUGCAUACCCUCCUUACAAGGACACAAAUUCUAGAACUCUGCUAGAACAACCAAAUUGGAGUGGUGCUGAAGUAAAUAAUUAUCCAUUAUCUACUAGUGAAAGAUAUUCAAGACCAAAGAGAAGAGAAAGUGAUAUUAGAUUCAGGUCACGCUCCAGUGAUCAUGCCUAUGAUGAUACAAGACAUUCCUUUUUAUCUGAUUCGUAUGACUACCCUGAUGAUACCACAGUAAGACACAUAUCCCCAAGCAAAAGAUCUCCCAAAAAUGACUUCUCCUUUGGUCCUUCACAGUAUACUAGGGAUCAACUCCAAGGAGCAGUCGAGAAAAUUCGGAAAGGUCCAAGAGCUCGAAGAUCCAAGUCUGCUGGGCGUCUUCCAUCUCAGGAAGCAAAUUUCCCAUACUCAUAUUCUCCACAAGUUGUUCCAAAUCUUAGUUUUACUCCAAUGACAGGGGCAGGGUAUAGUCAAUAUGAUGAUCACCCGAGACAAAGAUACUCACAUGAAAUAGCUCCCUUUAAAGGUGAGAGGGGUAGUCGAUCAAGUGUGAACAGUUCUGGCAGAGGAAGUCUUGGAGCAAGGCAUCGUUAUCCAACAGAACCUCGAUCUUAUGCUCCAGAUGAUCUUACUCCAGAUUCUCUCAGUAGUGGAAGGGGAAGUCGAAACACAUCACAAGCAACAGGGUCCUCUAAACAUUCCCACAUCCCUCGAAACUCUCUCAGUUCAUACGCUUCUCCACAAGAACAUGACCUCAGCCAAGAUUCCUCUCCAUUCCUUGAUGCCACUGGAAGUCUCCAGAAGGAUACGUCUGCAGAUGAUAAUUACGAGUUUGACUCAUUACAAGCCUUGGAGGCUGAUCUCAUAAACACUCUCCGCAGCUAUCCAUUAGCCAAUCAAAGUGAAGAUCUUAGGAUGGCUAUUGAAAGUGGCCUGAAUACUUCAGACUUUUAUGAUAAUUUGUAUCCAAAGCCAAGAGUUGAAAGUCAAUAUGACGAUUCAGAGGCUAGAUUUGAGAAGCUUCGUCAAGAAUUUCAUCAGUUUCGUCGUAAGCAACAAGAAAUCUCUCAACAAACACGUCUGGCCAUGGAUAGUGAUAUGCUGUAAAUUGUAUUCAUCCCAUUCCAUUCAUGAUGUAAAUAUUUACCUGUUUCUAAAACAAGAAAAAUCGUAUCUUCAAUAUGUCUACUUUACUUGAAAGUGUUUUGUGCUUUCAGAAAUUGACAUUUCUCUGUUUUUAGGUAUAGCUUUCAGUGUUCAAUGAUAUUUUGUUAAUGAUUUGUGAGUGCUUUAAAAAGCCAAUUGUGUGCAUGAGUAAGUGGAUAUUUUAAGAAACAUUUUUGAUCUCGGAAGUGUUAGCCUGUCAUGGCCAUACAAGAUAUGGGUAUUUAUGAUCACUUUUUAUUCCAAACUGUUUUGUUUUUUAUUGCACACCAGUGAUGUCCAUGACUGAUUUUUAAGUGCACCUGUUGGUCUUGUUGUUUUGUCUGUUUUCACAAUUAAUUGUUAUAAUCUGGUUCAUGGAACCAAGACGGUAAGAAUUCCAUUGGUAUUUGUUGUAACUUGUAACACAUAUCAGAACAAGGCUUAAGAGAUUUGUUUUAAAUGUUAAAUUUUUUUUUUUUUGAGAUUACCUGUAAAAUGAGUCAAAUUUUUAAAGAUGAAGUAAUUUAAAAUUUGUGAUGUUCUACCGGCUUUGAAAAUUUCCUUCCUUGAUAUUUUUGGUUACCUGAAGAAAAAAAAAUUUAGUGCAAUGUUUUCUAACUAUAAUUGAUUGACAUAUAAAUGUAUCACAAAUAAAUUUUGAUUUUUGGGAAUACGACACAUGCAAGGCAUAAGUCAAGGUCAGUCUAUGGUCUUGAUUUCUGUGUUCUGAAUGCAAGUCUCAACUUCGAUAUCUUGAACCCUUAAUAUGUAGACAUUUUGUCCCUUCAUGUUGUAGAUAUCAAGUUUACCUUAAGCUUUAUCAAUUGUCUUAAAGUAUUUUAUCUUUUUUUUCUUUAAUGGCAAUCUUGUUUUAUUUUAUACCAAAUGAAUUGGGCAGCAAUUUUAGAUAUAUAUAUAAAUCACUAUUUCUUUGUACUUCAUGGUAGAUUUUUAGCUCAGUCUAUGUUUAUGUUAACUAUGAACACUUUUUCUUUAGAUUUUACAUGAAUUCCUUCAGCAUUUUGUCACAAUUACCUAUUUUUAUUACACACUACAUAUCUAUUCAAUUGUUGCACAUGUGAAUAUUGCGAGGAAAUCUUCAUAUUUAUUUAAUGUAUGGUUGUAUGCAUCAAUUGUGAGAUGUAUGAUAUCUCUCUGCCAUUUUUUUUUUAGCUUGAACAUGAUAUAAAACCAAAUAUUUGAAAAGAAAUAAAAUUUCUUGAGAAAUCAGU